Molecule: messenger RNA, 817 nt
Organism: Condylostylus longicornis
Lineage: Eukaryota; Metazoa; Arthropoda; Insecta; Diptera; Dolichopodidae
Product: UPF0488 protein CG14286
Exons: 4
Coding region: 104-730 (208 amino acids)
Source: RefSeq, a predicted model, not a curated record
UUUUAUACAAUACAUUGGUACACAGGUGAAACAUUAAAAGUUCUAACUUUUUAAGAAACCAAGUUUUUGGAAAAAAUUAAAAAAAUUGAAAUAUUCAUGAAAUAUGCCAGUUCCACCAAAAGCAAAAUUGUAUAAUAAAACAGGAAAAUUGAAAAUCAUUGGACAAAAUAAAAGUCACAAUAACGUAACCAACAAUAAUGGUGCUGUUGAAGUUCAAGAUAAUGUAGCUGGUUCAUCCAGAGAUUCAGAAGCAGACUGUCAAUUUGAGUUAGAGCUAUGUUGGUGUAUACAGCAAUUGGAAAACUCUUUAAGCUCAGGAAAAUUAAACGAUAAGCAAAUCCAAGCAACGGAAAAAACAAUAAAAACUUUGAAAAGUUCGACACAGCCUGUAAUUAAAAAGCGACAACUAAUGCGCUCUACCUUUGGUGACUAUCGUGCUAAAAUGAAUGAAGAAGAAAAGAAAUAUUCUCUAGGAACGAAACAAAUAAAAUUUGAUCCCAAAGUGAAACAAAAAGAUAAAUCAUUUUUCAUAAAAAAAUCUAUAUUCAUGAAAACUGGAGACAAAGAUUUCAAAUUUAAUUUUCAAGUUACGCAGGGAAUUCAAGACUUAAAUAUCUCGAAACAAUCUGAAGUUGGAGCAGCUGAAGAGAAAGAUGUUGAAAAGGAUCAAAAUAUUUUUCAUUUUAUUCCUUCCGAAAAUACUUUUAAAUUUGAUUUUAAGUUUGAGUAAGAUAUUUUUCUAAUUGAUUUGAUAUCGAAAUAUCUGCAUUUUGUGAUUAAAUUAAUUAAAUAUAAGAACAUGGCCUCGUUGUUUAUA